Epinephelus moara (kelp grouper) is the source of this 2541-nucleotide messenger RNA. It is a transcript of the gene maco1b, whose product is annotated as macoilin 1b. The transcript is spliced from 11 exons. Gene Ontology annotation, biological process: neuronal signal transduction. NCBI's taxonomy places the organism in Eukaryota, Metazoa, Chordata, Actinopteri, Perciformes, Serranidae. The record is from RefSeq and is a predicted model, not a curated record. Bases 342 to 2399 code for a protein of 685 amino acids. Gene Ontology annotation, cellular component: rough endoplasmic reticulum membrane.
GGAGGAGGACUGAGCGACCGGCCAUGGUGCAACGUAAAUGGCUCUUCUCUGUAUCCGUCAAAGAGAGAGGCCUCGGCGGAUAGAUUGAUUGGAUAUACUAGCCGUCUGACAAGUGGACGUACGUAAAAUACAGCGCGGUUUGGGCUUAUUGAGUCUGCGCUAACAGAAAAAGAGGAGGUUCCCGAAUAGAGUCCUUUAUUUAUUUCUUUGUUUCCAGUGAGGGGAAAAUAAUAACAGCGACAUAUACCACAGGCACUUCAUUUAUUAUCUUUGUCCGUAUACACAAGAAAACUGGAUAAGAUUACAGUGGUUACUCGAAGGCCAAAGCCAAGGGGAGGAGGAUGAAGCGGCGCAAUGCGGACUGCAGCAAACUCCGACGGCCGUUAAAACGGAACCGAAUCACUGAGGGUAUAUACGGCAGUACCUUCCUGUACCUGAAGUUCCUGGUGGUGUGGGCGCUGGUGCUACUGGCAGACUUUGUUCUGGAGUUCAGAUUUGAGUACCUCUGGCCAUUCUGGCUCUUCAUCCGGAGUGUGUACGACUCCUUUAGAUACCAGGGGCUGGCCUUUUCAGUAUUCUUUGUGUGUGUGGCGUUUACCUCGGACAUCAUUUGCCUCCUCUUCAUCCCAGUGCAAUGGCUAUUCUUCGCUGCCAGUACCUAUGUGUGGGUGCAGUAUGUUUGGCACACAGAGAGAGGUGUCUGUCUGCCCACUGUGUCUCUGUGGAUACUCUUUGUGUACAUAGAGGCAGCCAUCAGAUUCAAAGACCUGAAGAACUUCCAUGUGGACUUGUGUCGUCCUUUUGCUGCACACUGCAUUGGCUACCCAGUGGUCACGCUGGGCUUUGGCUUCAAGAGUUAUGUAAGCUAUAAGAUGCGCCUUCGGAAGCAGAAGGAGGUGCAGAAGGAGAACGAGUUUUACAUGCAGCUCCUGCAGCAGGCUCUGCCUCCAGAGCAACAGAUGCUUCAGAGGCAAGAGCGAGAAGCAGAAGAAGCGGCAGCAGCAGCUAAAGGAAUAUCAGAAGUGGACACACCUCCAGUAUCACAGAAUGGCGCCCCAGCCAAUAAAAAGACAUCGGCACCACUGCCGGAGUUAGAGUAUAGAGAAAAAGGGAAAGAGGGAAGGGGUGGCGGGGAGGCUAAAAAGCAACACAACAGCAACAGCAUCCUGCCAUCAUCAGUGGACUCUAAACUCCAAGAGAUGGAGUAUAUGGAGAACCAUAUGAAUAACAAGAGACUGACCACAGAGCUGGGCAGCACAGAGAACCUGUUGCUUAAAGAGGACAACAAUUCCUCCUGCAGCUCCUCCUCCUCCUCCUCCUCCAAAAACUACAAAAAUGCUAGCAGCAAUGCCGCGACGCUUAACUCCUCGCCCCGCGGCCAUAGUGCCACCAAUGGCAGCGUGCCCUCCUCUGCACCAUCAUCCUCCUCUUCCACAGGGAAGAAUGAGAAGAAGCACAAAUUAGCAGUGGGGAAGGGGACGUCGGGCGGCUCCCACAGGGAUCCUACGGACAACUGUAUCCCCAACAACCAGCUGAGCAAGCCAGAAGCACUUGUUAGAUUGGAGCAGGAUGUUAAGAAGUUGAAGGCAGACCUGCAGGCCAGCCGGCAGGUUGAGCAGGACCUGCGCAGCCAGAUUGGCUCACUGGGCAGCGCUGAGCGCUCCAUACGCACUGAGCUGGGCCAGCUGCGCCAGGAGAACGAACUGCUGCAAAACAAGCUCCAUAAUGCCGUGCAGGCAAAGCAAAAGGACAAACAGGCAGUGGGCCAACUGGAGAAGAGGCUCAAAGUAGAGCAGGAGGCUCGAGCCACCGCCGAGAAACAGCUCGCAGACGAAAAGAAACGGAAGAAGUUAGAGGAGGCCACAGCAGCCAGAGCAGUAGCACUAGCAGCAGCAUCCAGAGGGGAAUGCACAGACACGCUGCGGCGGCGGAUCACUGAAUUAGAAACAGAGUGUAAGAAACUAACAAUGGAUAUCAAGCUAAAGGAGGACCAGAUCAGAGAGCUUGAAUUGAAAGUUCAGGAACUUCAUAAAUAUAAGGAGAAUGAAAAAGACACAGAGGUGCUGAUGUCGGCGCUGUCAGCCAUGCAGGACAAGACCCAGCACCUGGAGAACAGUCUGAGUGCAGAGACCAGGAUCAAACUGGACCUCUUCUCUGCACUGGGAGACGCCAAGAGACAGCUGGAGAUUGCACAAGGUCAAAUCCUGCAGAAGGACCAGGAGAUAAAAGAUCUGAAGCAGAAGAUAGCCGAAGUGAUGGCCGUCAUGCCCAGCAUCUCCUACACAGCCGACACCAGCAGCAUGACCCCUGUGGCCCCCCACUACUCUUCCAAGUUCAUGGACACCAAUCCCUCCGGCCUAGACCCCAACGCCUCCGUUUACCAGCCACUCAAAAAGUGAACGCUUCGUCCCACCCCGCCCCGCCCUGCCUCCGCCUCCAUCCUCCCAUCAUUUUUAUUUUUCCUGCAGGCCCACCACUUUCCAAUCUGCUCGGCAUGUCUGCGGCUGAGAACGUUGUUUUUUUUGGGGGUUUUAUUUCUCU